AGAGAAUAUGGAAAGCUUGUUGGAGCAGCAAAGACGCUACCAUGAAGAGAGGGAGCGUCUUACUGAUGCUCUUGUUCAGGAAAGAUUGAUGACUAAAGCCGGACAUAAAGAAACCAUCAACAGUGAGCACAGGCAGCGACAUAUGCUGGAGAGGUAUGAUGAUACGACGAAUAAGCUACGCGAGAUAUACGAGGAUAAGGACGGAGAGAGGAAGAAAGAGGUUCAAGCACUCUCUGGACCUAAUGAGUUUACAGAGUUUUAUAACAGGUUGAAGCAGAUUAAAGAGUUCCACCGACGGCAUCCGGGGGAGAUCUCCGUCCCGAUGUCGGUGGAGUUCGAGGAGUUGAAGAAAAUCCGCGAAAACCCAGCUGACGAUCUAGCCAUGGUUCCGUUCAGUGAUGAGGAAGGAUAUGGAAAAUAUUUGGAUCUUCAUGAAUGCUACGAUAAGUUCAUUAACCUCAAGGGUGUAGAAAGGAUGGAUUAUAUUCAGUACAUCAAGAAUUUCGACGCUUUAGCAGAUAUACCCAAGGAGCGUAAGAAUGCUGAUUAUAAGAACUAUCUAUCUAUCCUAUCUGACUACCUCUACUCGUUCUUGAACCGAACUAAACCUCUGCUACGCCUUGACGAUGAACUUCUUGAUGCUAGCGCUGAUAUUGAUGGAAAACUUGAACGAGGAGAACUACCGGGUUGGGCUAAGGAGCAGCAAGGAGCAAUGGCUCACACUGGUGCACAUUUGGACCUCAGCGCGUUUAGUACACCAGAGGAACUAUCAUCUCUUGGUCUAGAUAGGUUGAAAUCUGGGUUGCUGGCUCUGGGUUUAAAGUGCGGAGGUACUCUGCAGGAGAGAGCUGAGAGAUUGUUUAUGACGAAGGGGAGAGAUGUUACCGAGUUACCUGCUGCUAUAUUUUCUAAACAGAAACCUGGAAAUAAGGCAGGAAGACCUGAUAACUCAAAACAUAGGGAGAUUGCCUGCCUGGAGUGUCAGAUCUACAGGAUGGCGGAGUUGAUCGGUGAGGUGAGGAACGACACGGUGGAGAACGUUGAGAGGAAGCAGGCUAGGACGGAGGGGGAGAGGGAGGAGAGCGAGGGAGAGAUAUCUGAGGAGGAGGAGGAUCCAGAUGAUGAUGAUGAUAUUCCAUACAACCCUAAGAACCUUCCUUUGGGCUGGGACGGGAAACCUAUUCCCUAUUGGCUCUACAAGCUGCACGGGCUGAAUAUAUCCUACAACUGCGAGAUCUGUGGUAACCAGACCUACAAGGGUCCCAAGGCGUUUCAGAGACAUUUUGCAGAAUGGAGACACGCGCAUGGAAUGAGAUGUCUUGGAAUACCUAAUACUGCACAUUUCGCCAACGUGACCCAGAUCGAGGACGCUAUGGCGCUGUGGGAGAAGCUGAAGGUUCAAAAGCAGGAGGAGGCCUGGAAACCAGAGAUGGAGGAAGAGUUUGAGGACAGCAAGGGAAACGUGGUAAACAAGAAAACCUACGAAGAUUUGAAAAGACAAGGUCUCCUGUAGUCAGACAAAGAUGAGGGGUAGGGUAUGUUCAAGCUGAAAACAACAAAUAUUCGAAACAAUUGUUCAGCAUUUAUUGAAUAAACAUCGCAAGAUACAAAUAAACGUUUUGGUAAACAAUG
This is a messenger RNA of Eurytemora carolleeae, 1632 nucleotides long. RefSeq names its product splicing factor 3A subunit 3 (gene noi). Gene Ontology annotation, cellular component: nucleus; spliceosomal complex. Gene Ontology annotation, molecular function: zinc ion binding; RNA binding. Gene Ontology annotation, biological process: mRNA splicing, via spliceosome. The coding region runs from base 8 to 1513 and encodes 501 amino acids. The record is from RefSeq and is a predicted model, not a curated record. The transcript has 14 exons. NCBI's taxonomy places the organism in Eukaryota, Metazoa, Arthropoda, Copepoda, Calanoida, Temoridae.